CUGCCGGUAAUGAAUUAAUCUACACACACACACACACACACACACACACACACACACACACACACACAUACACACACACACACACACACACCGCUCAGUGUAUUUGCAUCGCUUGUGUUGGCCUGGCUCAGCGGAGGCAGAUGGACCGGUUGAGUCUCUUCUAGAGAGGACCUGAGAUUUCACAGAAACGUCCAGCAGCUCCCUCUCUAACACCGUUUCGGUUCUCACUCUCUACCGUCUAAUUUUCGUGGGUUAUUAAACAGACUUUUCAAAUAGGCUCUAAUAAAGAAAGCUAAAAUACACAAUUUUGCUCUAAUUAGAAAUUUAAAAACGUAUGUUCUUUACUUUCAUUGUUUAGUUUUGUCUUGUUAUGCUACCUGUUAUAAAGGUGAACAGGGAGUCCGUUCCAGAUCUUUUCUCUCGGUGACGUAAUGGCUCUGAGAUGCGAAACCGUUCAGCAGCGUUAUUAGUGACGUCACGGUACCGUGCAACAGGAUCGGGAGGAUUUCUAUGCCCCGCCUCCGCCCGUUAAAUCCACCUGUUCUACCACCUGCAGCAGAGCAACACUGACGGACGCUGCUGCAGCAUGGGAGGUUUCUACUCCAGUGAAAAGAUGGCAGGAGUUUUCUCUUAUGAGAGUUCAGAAAUCGACUGGUGUGAAGACAACUACAAACACUCAGAACAUGUAGUGGAGUACUUUAACACGAUGAGCAGCUUUAUUUUCUUCAUUAUAUCUCCCAUCAUGCUCUACCUCCUUCACCCUUACGCCAAAGAGAGGAACCUAGCGAUUCAUGUGGUUUGGAUCAUGAUGAUAUUUGUAGGGCUCUUCUCAGCUUACUUUCACAUGACGCUUAGUUUUGUUGGACAGAUGUUGGAUGAGCUGUCUAUCCUGUGGGUUUUGGCGAUGGGAUAUUCUGUUUGGUUCCCCCGCAGGCUCUUCCCUUCUUUCAUAAAAGACAGGGCCACAUUUACGAGCCUCGUCCUGGUGGUUACAUUGAUCAGCACGUUGUCAUCGUUUGUGAAACCGACAGCCAAUGCCUACGCUUUAAAUUGCUUCGGCCUCCAUCUGCUUUAUGUCCUGGUUACAGAGAUUAAAUGCUGUAAUGACCAGAAGGUCUUGCGACUGGCCAAGCUGUCUGUGGCUUUGUGGGUGCUAGCGAUCACCUGCUGGAUUAGUGACCGCUUUGGCUGCAGCUUCUGGCAGAGGCUGAACUUCUGCUACCUGCAUGGAAUCUGGCACAUCCUUAUUGUGAUGGCUGUGGCCUACGGCAGCACUCUGAUAGCAUACCUGGAUGCCAACUAUGAGAUACCGUACUCUCUGCCUGGACUGCAGUACUGGCCCUGUGACAAAUGGGCUGUUGGAUUACCUCACAUUGUCCUUAAGGGCACCACCAAAACACAGAAACGGUGUUAACAGACUUGAAGAUAUUUUUAGCUGUGGCAGAACAUUUCUUUCAGAAGAGGUGGGAUAGGGGAUAUUGUUUAAAUAUGGGACAGACAUAUGGAGGUGACACUGAAGUAGCCUAAUCAGAAUAAAAAUCUAUUUAACUGAGUCUAAAAUCUUGCACCAAGGCACUACUGAUUUAAAAUACAAAAAACAAAAACAAAUGUACAAUCAAGGAUACAAUGAAAGACAUAGAUUAUACGGUAUAUAAAAAUGUGAUUGGACCUUAAGGUUCUAUCCAUACAUUGUUUUUAUUCUGUUCUUGUUUGUAUUUGUCAGUGCCUUGAGGCUUAUUGUCGUAUAACCUAUUAAAAAAUCAGAACCUAUACAAACCUAAUGUUUAACUUCAGUUGGGAAUACAGAAAAAAAUAUUUAUCAACUAAAAUAUCUAUGCACAGUUUAAAUAAUUUAUUAUUUAGAAAUACCCACAAUGCAUUGUGUUUCUGAAAAGGUAUACUUAUAGCUAUUAACUGACAUGACUGAGAACAUAAGAGUGUUGGUGUAUUUUAGAGAGCUUGUCUUUGACUGUCAAGCUUCUUUUUUAAUAGAAACAAAUUCCUUUUUGAUUCAUUACAUGGCAGAUUGUCUUGAUGUACUGUAUGUUUUCUAAACAUGAAACUGUUGUAUUUCUGAGAAACGAUAACUACUGUCUUCCUAAGGUUUCUUUCAGGAAAACAUCAAAGUGUUGGUUUAUGGAGUUAAAACACCGCCGGUAUAUUUUCAUUAACUCUCGUCUCAAAUAUGUAAGUUGAGUUCGGCUAAUGUUUCAACUUGUACUUGUUUUAAUGAUUACAUUAUUAUUAUUAUAUGUGAGAAUAAACAGUAUAGUAUCAGUCAAUACCAUUUAAUCUUCCGCUCUAUUUCAAAAGGAAAAUGUUCUGUUUCAUUCAGGAGCUCUGAAUGAAAACGACUCUGCGAUGUAUUGUCUCAUGAAAUCUAAAUGAAAUUGACACAUUAAAGCAUUUAUCGUUCAAAUAUUUUAUUAUCAAAUGGUGUGAUAGUAUUUGUUCAAUGUAUGACAAAGACAGUCAACUUUUUAAAAUCCAUACAAUAAACGUCUUUUCUUCAUUAAAUCUCACUUUUGUGGUAGACAUGUUGUGCGUUGAAUGAAAAAAGAGUUCCUUUAAUUUUCUUCAGUCAAAGGCAUAUAUUUCUUUGUAGCAUAUCACAGACUUGUCACUGAAUUGUUACAGCCCUAAAGUUUAGAAAGCUCUUGACUUCAGUGAUGUUUUCAGUAUAUUCGGGUAAAUAUUGUCUUGAUGAUCUUUCCU
Labrus mixtus (cuckoo wrasse) is the source of this 2715-nucleotide messenger RNA. It is a transcript of the gene acer1, whose product is annotated as alkaline ceramidase 1. The record is from RefSeq and is a predicted model, not a curated record. Bases 587 to 1414 code for a protein of 275 amino acids. Gene Ontology annotation, molecular function: hydrolase activity, acting on carbon-nitrogen (but not peptide) bonds, in linear amides. Gene Ontology annotation, cellular component: membrane. The transcript is spliced from 7 exons. Gene Ontology annotation, biological process: ceramide metabolic process. Lineage: Eukaryota; Metazoa; Chordata; Actinopteri; Labriformes; Labridae.